Messenger RNA from Drosophila miranda, 1331 nucleotides. Its product is annotated as E3 ubiquitin-protein ligase BRE1-like. The transcript is spliced from 2 exons. Lineage: Eukaryota; Metazoa; Arthropoda; Insecta; Diptera; Drosophilidae. The record is from RefSeq and is a predicted model, not a curated record. Bases 387 to 1199 code for a protein of 270 amino acids.
ACUAACCAUACAGUAUAGUGAUGUAAAUUUGAAUGAAAACAUCAUGUCGAUGUCCAUCGAUGUUGUCAAAAUCAAACAUCGAUGUUGGAUUGAUACAUCGGAUUUAUUCUUCGAUGCAUCGAUUAUAAAACCGAAUAUUCAACAAAGGAAAAAUUAAACUUGAGCUUUCAUAGCAGUCUUUUACAUAUCAUAGGACUAAACGAAACAAUAUUUAACAUAAAAGAAAUGAUUAUGCUUUCGUAGCAGUCUUUUACAUAUCACUGUAGAUAUCAUCAGAGAUAACUAAUAUUUCAAAUAAGUACUAUUUGUCAAUGCUUUGCAAAAACCAAAAUGCGGAUUAGUCGCACAGGUGAAAAAAUUGCAAGCAAUUAAUCAAGUUAACCACGAUGGGGGACACCAAUGAUGACGUAAAUGAUUUGAUUGAAAUCAAUAUGCACACUUCUGAAGAAUUCCAGGGCGACGCAUCGCCAUUGGAGCAGCCGCAAGAGAACGAUCGAGAACGUGAGAAUAGCCGCUGUCAGGAGGCGAAAGAUCACGAUCUUGAGAAUCAGCAGGCCCAACCUGAUGAAAACCUUAAACAAGACACGCAGCAGGAGAAGAGUGUCGUGGAGGACCCCACGGUGAUAAUUCAGAAGCUUCAACAACAAAUGGAGGAGCUUCAGAAGAACAGUCAGCAGCUACUCAAUCAACUUGCAGAGAUCAAAUCGCAAAAUGUAUCGAUUCAGAAGACAAAUAACGAGCUUCAGCCUCAAAACCCUCAAGUGGACGAGGCAUCUACAAAAGUUAACCAAAUUCUAAAAAAAUUAGAAUGGCAGAUUUCCAAAAAUGCGACCUUAGAAGACCAUCUGGAAGAGCAGGACAAAUCCACGAAGUUUAUCAUUCAGGAACUAGAACAGCAAAUUGCAGAGCUUGAUCUUGGUCUUUUCCGCAAUGAGCUUGAGGAGAAGGAGCGUGCAUACCUAGAGGAAGUAGGCCGACUGAGACAGAGAGUUGAUAACCUUUACACCAAUAUUACGUGUUCCCUUUGCCAAGCUCCCUGGACAUCUGAGGGGGAACAUCGUCUGAUUUCGUUGUACUGUGGACAUCUAUUUGGGAAAAGAUGCAUUGAGCGACUCUCUGAAUGCCCAAUUUGCGGAUUGGGAUUUGGUUCAACAGAUAUGCGCUACAUCUAUGGUCGCAACAUCUUGCCAGCAGAUUAGCUGGUUUACUAUUGUACUUUGCAACCCUUUAAUCAAUAAAUCUUACUUUUGGUUUGUGAAGAAACCUACAAAAAUGCAUUAUUAUCAUAAAUCAUCAAUAAACUGAAAAAAAGGUUCUUUGUUUAUUCAAAA